Molecule: messenger RNA, 366 nt
Organism: Bipolaris sorokiniana ND90Pr
Lineage: Eukaryota; Fungi; Ascomycota; Dothideomycetes; Pleosporales; Pleosporaceae
Exons: 1
Coding region: 1-366 (121 amino acids)
Source: RefSeq, a predicted model, not a curated record
AUGACCGACAACAACUGUGCCCAAUACCCCACUACCUGCCAAAAUGGUUCACCACCUCGGAUAAUUGCUGGAUCUUUCAGCAGCUCUUCUCAAAACAUCGACGACAGUUACUUCACUGUUGACCUUCCAUUUCAGAUUUGUGUCUAUGGAACGUGCAGUACAAGGGUCAACCCCAGUAGCAAUGGUCUCAUCACCCUCGGAGGCUAUGGCGUAGCAGACGUCGUCAACUACAAUAUCCCUAAUUAUAUGAGUGGGGCAGUCCUUAUGGCCUUCUGGGAUGAUCUUUUCAUUGCUUGGGGCAGGCAACACUACAUGGACUAUAGCCUUUGCGGAGAUGCAGGGCAUCAUACUGUGACGUUCGAUUAG